GACACCUUUACAUUCCAAGCUGCUUUACUAGUAAUCGCAAUGCUCCCAUCUUGCUUUGGUCCCAGCUGAAGACGAUCCAAGCGACCAUAGGCAUCCUCAUGGAGCCGCAUCCGACGCCCACUUGACGCUCUUUGCACCCGCUAUCACCACAUCUACCCACGCAAGGAAGGCGCGAUCAGGCUUACCAUGGUGGGGAGGCCUUCACACCAUCGCAACUCGGGAGCGCAACUCGACAGCACGACGCCCACGACGGAGACCAGGGGGAAGGGCGUCGCUUUCGCCAGCGAUGAGGGCAGCGCUCAAAGAAAACGGGUGGCCUACGACGAGCGUGCGCGCACCACCUCGGUGAGUUCUGAAGACUCAGAGGGCUACGAGCACGUGAACACGCUGCUCUCUGCGUCUUCUAUUGCAAAUACCGACACCAUCUCCUCGUCAGGCCACUCGACGGCUAUGACGUCCACCACUACCUACGACGAUCGGCCGAAUGACGAUACGCCCAUUGCCACUCCGUCGUAUGCGGCCCCCAGCCUUACCCUCCUCGAACUCGUCUCCAAUACCGCUUCCUCGUCCGCGCUGCCUGACAGCUUUGAUGUCAAUGUGUCGAGAAAAGGUGGCUAUGUGGCGGUAUACUCGGCGUCGAAUCUGUUCCUGGUAAAGACCGUGCAGCUGCCGCGACUAUGGGCAAGGACUCUGCAGGUCAAGCGCAAGCCGGUCGCCAUCGAUAUCACCGAAGACGGCUUUCUACUGGCCGUGCUUUCGAGACCUUCGCAGGUCGAUUUAUACGAGAUACAUGGCGAGGGCGAUAAUCAGAUCAAGAAGAGGCGGACUAUCAUGCUGGUGCACGAGGCUAGCUCUAUCGUCAUAUCACCGGAUGCGCGUAUCUUAAUUACGGGCAACAAGUUUGGCAUCGAAGUUAUUGCUAUUGGGCCAGAAGUACCCGAGACGACACGACGUACGCUUUCGGGACCUGCCGGUGAUGCAUUGGAGUUCUCAGACGAUGGUCGUACACUACUCAUAACGGGAUAUGCGAGGAAGUCAGAUGGCUCGGCAUUGUUCGUUCUACCGGGUCUCUACGAUGGUCCGCUAACAGAAGAGGGUGAGCCAAUUCCACAACCGCCAGAAGCUGCAUGGACUGGCUCGGUGCUGUUUCCUGAGACGGCAAGAAUUGCACGCCAAGCUACGCUGCUCCCAGAUGCGGACACUGGGACGUUCAACGAACUCUUCGCCUUCAAUGCCGAGGAGGACUCAUGGGGCAUCUAUGACAUUGCAUGCCAACGCUUCACACAGAGGAAGAUGUUUCUGCCGGAUCACGCAAGGUGGACGCGCUCGGAGUUCGUAGACGAUGCUAUGCCUGCUGUCUCUCCAAAUGCUGACCUUGCCGCUGUUGCCCUGCGGAUGCGCGGUACCACCAACAUCUGGAUUUACGAAGUACCAGGUUGGGAGUACAAACCGAGCGAGAAGAUCAAGGGGGAUGCCCCGAUUCAGCCUUGCUUUUGCAUCCCCAUCCCGAACGACAACGCAGGUACUUUGCAAGAAAUAUGCGUGCUCAGAUGGGUUAGGCUCAACGCCAACGUGCAGCGACUUGUGGCGGUCGGCAACUCGAGCAUACUACCUGAUGAGAACGAUGUGCCUGGGGCGCCACUGGGGUCCAAAGGCGUUCUGAUAGUCCUGGAUUUCGACAAGACAAGGCCCCUGGGAAGCACUCCACCGACGCCGCUCAAGACUGAAUACGACUUAGACCCCCUUUGUCCAGGCGAGAUGCUACCGGAAGGCUCGAUUGACUUUGAUCGUGAGGUGGAAUUGGUACGAACCAGGACCAUGGCACAGCGCAGAGCCCAGGAUCGGAACGACAUUGUUGCACGAAGACCAUCGAGAAUUGGAACUACGCCUGUUCAGCGGGCGCGUACUACUGCAAACCGGAAUGCGCCAAGGCCACCGCUGCCUUCGGAUGAGUCGGAGGAGUUGACACCGGAAGAGGCACAGGCAAUGUUUGAAGCUCCGUAUGAUAAUCAACAACCUCGAUCUCAGAUGUCUCUAGCUAGGGCUGCCACCGUCGCCGCGGUAUCACCUGCGAACCGUCGGCAUCUGCGCGCUCUGCCUUUCAGACCCCUGGAGUACCGUCGUGCUGACGGUCAUCGAGAGCUACCACACGAAAGUGACGCCGACAACUGGGUGCCACCUCCGCCAGCAUAUACGACCACCGCAGCAGCAGCAGAGAGUGUCAGCCUGAGCCAUCCGGAUGCGCCCCCUGUACCCCGAUUACCUCAUACUCAUUCGUCAUCUUCGAUACCGCCCGUCCCUCCAUUACCGAACAUGUCUGCAACCAUCAAUCCCUCUCAAAUCUCUCCGUCGCACCCUUACCAUCAGCGCCAACAAUCGAUAUCUUCUGUCGACGUAUCAUCACCUCCAGCUCCAGACCCAGGGCGUCGGCCAUCUCUGCUGCAUCCAUCCACAUACCCUAGUCCCCAAUCUUCAGGCUCGAUACGACGGAGGCGAUCAAGUACCCGAUCACCAUCGGAACAAAUGUCGUAUGUACCCUUGCCGCAACCCCAAUCCGCAUACCCGAACACCGCUUCCCACAUGCCUACCCGCCGUCCCACAAAUGGUCGCACUCAACGUGUUCCUCACGACAACCUCGACCUCUACGCUCCACCCGUCCCUAGUACGCCAGUCUCCCGCCGUGGCUCGGCUCCAAACAUAGCUGUCCAGCGCCGUCCCCUACCUAUGAGCAGCCCACGCAUGAGUAUGCCCUAUCCUGCGCCGCCAGUCAACAACUCAAGUCAAUCAAGGAACGCUCUGCCACCACUGGCUGCUCCAGGUCAGCAGUUUUCAGCCGGUCAAAGGUUCCCCAUCAGUGCGCCGCCGAGGACAGAUCAAAGUGCGCAGUUCAACCAUCCUUAUGGGAGUUACUACGGGCCAGAGCAAGGCGGCGUGCACAGGGCGUCGCAGAGUGUGGGUGAUCUACUCGGUGGGAGUGGAGUUACUGGACGCAGCUCCAGGAUGAAUGGCGUGUUGAUUGGAGAGAAGAAGGCUAAAGGGAAGAAGAAGAUUGGCUGUGCUGUUAUGUGAUGAGCAUCAAGCAACCACGGAUGACCGACUUAUGUUUCUCAUGACUAUAUUAUACCCAUGACUUUGUUUCUUUAGUAUCGGCGUUUUGGUCUUUGGGGGGGAGUGGAUAUGCGAGCGCUCCUGCAAUUGAUUAAGCGGUUGAGCGAUGUUGUAUUUUGAGGAUGAACGAGGUCGCUCAUGGUAGUUACCUAUAUACAAGGCUCUUAGAUCGAAGUAGGGGAGCAAUCCAGGGAUUAUGGGAAUGUCAUCUCUUUCUACAACCUGA
Alternaria rosae is the source of this 3334-nucleotide messenger RNA. RefSeq lists its product as uncharacterized. Gene Ontology annotation, molecular function: protein binding. The record is from RefSeq and is a predicted model, not a curated record. The coding region runs from base 187 to 3069 and encodes 960 amino acids. Lineage: Eukaryota; Fungi; Ascomycota; Dothideomycetes; Pleosporales; Pleosporaceae. The transcript has a single exon.